UCAGACAAGUCUAAACCUUUUUCUUCUCGUUUUUAUAUUCUCCAGAGGAAAAAACCGAAAACUUUACGCCGCAGGAAACGAGGAAGACGGUGUUUCUAGAUUCGCUGCUUCUUCAGAGAAUCAAGAAGAAUCUUUCUGGUUCUAUGGGGAAUAUUCUACCGACUGGGUCUAGGGUUUCUGAGAACGAGGGUUCUGAUGACAACAAAUUGAAGGAGCACGAUGUUAAGAUGGAGAAUGUUAAGGAAGACUCUGAACAAAUUGGAGAUAAUGUGAGGAGUGGGGUUUCUUCAUUGAGAGAUAAUUUUGAAGAAUUAGAAAAUGGGUUUCAUGUGGGAGAUUUUGUUUGGGGAGAAGAAGCCAAUAGUCAACAAUGGUGGCCAGGUCAGAUUUAUGAUUCUUUAGAUGCUUCAGACUUGGCUUUGAAGACAAUGCAGAAAGGUAAAUUACUUGUGGCGUAUUUUGGAGAUGGGAGCUUUUUUGGUUGGUGUAAUCCAUUGGAAUUGAAACCGUUUCUUGAGAAUUUCAAAGAGUUUUCGAAGAUGAGUGAUUCGAGAAGGUUUCUUCUUGCUGUGGAAGAUGCUGUGAGAGAGAUUGGUGAGCAUGUUGAGAAGUUUUUGGUUUGUGAUGACGCUGCUUUAGUUAGUUCUGUAGCUUUGAAUUUGGGGAUUAAGGAUGGUGUUGUUGUGCCUGAUGUUAGAAGAAAGAUUAUAUCGUCUUUGGUUCUUGAAAACCCCGGUGUUGUUCUUGAAGAUGUUAAAAGACUUGCCAUGACGGUUAGAUUUGAUGAUUUGUUAGAGAUUGAGGUUUUGAGGAGGAAGAUAUCGGCGUUUUAUCGGUGUAAAGGAAGGUUUGAUUUAGCUAAGUUUGAUGAACAUCGAUAUAUUAUAGGACUUGAAGACAAAGAGCAUGAAUCUUGUCAGAGAUUAUUGAGAAAGUGUUCAGGUUUUGCUAGCAAAAAGAGGAAAUGUGGUGAUGUAGCAACCACUGGUUCUACUACUUUGAGGAAGAAAAGACUGAGUGAAGUUUCGAAGAUUGAAACCGCUGAGAAAGAAAUUAGUAACGGGAAGAGUUUGUCGUCGAGGAAGAGAAAGAGCAAAAGGGGUUUGGAUGAGAAUGAUGAUGAUGGGAUUGAGAAAAGAGAAGAGUCGAACGACUCAAACCAUUUAGAAGAGAGUGAGAAGAAAGAUGAUUUAGCAACUCCAUUGGCUUCAAUCUGCAAAAGGCUCAAUGUUGAUGUUUCUUCAUGUGUUAAAAGGUGUAAUGGAAAUGGCGAGGCAAUAUUGCAGACAGGUAAAAGAGAGAGGAAGAAAAGCAAGUAUCUUUCUCCUGAAUACAUGACAGAUUUUAGUUGCAGAGCGAGAAAGAUCAAAAUAGAAUCUGCUGAAUCAAGUCAGAUCCAAGUAGCAGUGCGAAUGACAACGCCUAAUACAGCCAUCGAUGUUGUGAAACUGGGAGCUACACCAGAGGAAAUGCUGGCUCUAAUCCGUGCGGCUGCUCUCAAUGCACAAUAUCCAAAAGACUAUAAUAGUACCUCAUGUGACAUGGUAAGAGAGUUUGUGUCCAAUUAUCGAAGCUUCAAUAACAAGAGGAACCUUUCAGAUGUAGAGAAGCAGCCUGAAGUGAAACAGGAAAUAGUGGAUGAGAAAGAGAAAACCAGAAAUGAACCAGGUGUUGAGCUAUAUAUCAAGACUGGUUUUGGUUCUACUCUGCCUUCAAAAGAUGAUUUGAUCAAAACAUACGAAAAGUUUGGAGCUUUAGACAAAGAGAGAAGCUAUAUGUUCAACAAUAACUCAUGCUCAUGCGUUGCCUUUGUGAAUGCAUCUGAUGGAGAAGAAGCUUUUAACAGGUCAUUAGAGAAAUGUCCAUUUGCCACUACUUCCACAGUAACAUUCAAGCUCGAGUAUCCAUCUUCUGCUUCAUCUGAGAAGAAGGAAGCUGAAACAAGAAAGGGCGUAACAGAAAUCGAGUGUUUGAAAGAGAAGCUCGAGGGGAUAAGAGCAUUGUUAGAUCAAUCAGAGGGAAAGAUUACGGAAGAAUUGAAAAUGAAACUUGAAGAUGAAUCAAGAAACUUGCUUGACAAGGUAAGGAAGAUGAUUAUUUGAUCCUCUUAGUUAGUAUUGUUUUUAAUAUUAGUUUAAAGGAAGACUUUUAGCUCUUAGGAGACGAUAGGUGUCAAAACCUGUGAGUGAGACUAUUUUGUGCAGACAAAACACAAAAGCUUGUAACGUGAUAAAUUUCAAGGCCCAAUGGGCUUUUGAUCUGAACCUUUAUGGAAUAGCUGGAUUUUUCUGUUUUUCUCUUGUCGGCGAGAAUAUAAACCUAAAGAGGGUAACCCGGUA
Arabidopsis thaliana (thale cress) is the source of this 2339-nucleotide messenger RNA. RefSeq names its product Tudor/PWWP/MBT superfamily protein. The transcript has 2 exons. The coding region runs from base 144 to 2102 and encodes 652 amino acids. Gene Ontology annotation, cellular component: nucleus. The record is from RefSeq and is marked reviewed. NCBI's taxonomy places the organism in Eukaryota, Viridiplantae, Streptophyta, Magnoliopsida, Brassicales, Brassicaceae.